CUGGCUCUUUAACAAGUUAGGUUUCUAGGUUAAAGGCGGUUCUCAAAGGUGCCUUCGAGAUAAAAUGGAGUUCUGAAGAGGUGGGACCACUUACUGUCUUGGAAGGCAGUGGCAGUAACAACAAUGAUGGCAAGUCCUCGUGAAGAGCAGCGGAUGCACAAGGCCAGGAGAGGAGAGGUGGCUGUGGAACACUUUGGCAAGCACCCCCUGCAGAACAGGUGGGCCCUGUGGUUUUUCAAAAAUGACAAGAGCAAGACCUGGCAGGAGAACUUGCGGCUUGUCACCAAAUUUGAUACUGUAGAAGACUUCUGGGCCCUGUAUAGCCAUAUCCAACUGGCCAGCAAGUUGACCUCUGGCUGUGACUAUUCCCUUUUCAAGGAUGGCAUUGAGCCAAUGUGGGAAGAUAACCGGAAUAAGCGUGGUGGGCGUUGGCUUAUCACCUUGGCCAAGCAGCAGCGACAUACGGAGCUUGACCGUUUCUGGUUGGAGACUCUGCUGUGCCUGAUUGGAGAGAUGUUCGAUGACUACAGUGAAGAUGUAUGUGGGGCGGUCAUCAACAUCCGUGCCAAGGGGGACAAGAUUGCAAUUUGGACUCAAGAGGCAGAGAACCGGGAUGGGGUCAUUCAUAUUGGGCGUGUAUACAAGGAGCGCCUGGGCCUGUCCUCAAAAGUCGUAAUUGGUUAUCAGGCUCAUGCAGAUACUGCCACCAAGAGCGGUUCCCUGAUGAAGAACAAGUUUGUGGUAUGAAGCAGCUAGGAUGGACCCUUGGAGGUGGCAGGAUCUCUGGGGGAGCAGUGUAGAUGGGCAUGGCAUGGCAUAAUAGUCACAUACCUUUUGUUGGCUCUCAACAUUAUUAAAGUAUUACAACUAAACAAGUUUUA
Messenger RNA from Rhineura floridana, 881 nucleotides. It is a transcript of the gene EIF4E1B, whose product is annotated as eukaryotic translation initiation factor 4E family member 1B. Gene Ontology annotation, cellular component: eukaryotic translation initiation factor 4F complex; cytoplasm. The record is from RefSeq and is a predicted model, not a curated record. The transcript has 7 exons. NCBI's taxonomy places the organism in Eukaryota, Metazoa, Chordata, Lepidosauria, Squamata, Rhineuridae. Gene Ontology annotation, molecular function: RNA 7-methylguanosine cap binding; translation initiation factor activity. Gene Ontology annotation, biological process: translational initiation. The coding region runs from base 124 to 747 and encodes 207 amino acids.